Molecule: messenger RNA, 1175 nt
Organism: Cuscuta campestris
Lineage: Eukaryota; Viridiplantae; Streptophyta; Magnoliopsida; Solanales; Convolvulaceae
Source: the annotation of a GenBank genome assembly
GUUGCAUGAAUGAAUCCCAAUAUUCCCUUAGAGAUAAGGGAAACAAAAAGGGAAAACUUAUGUACAAAAAAUUAUGAACCAAAUAGACGUUACAAUAGUAAAAUUAAAUGAAACAAAAAACUACAAAAAAGAGAAGAAAUGAACCUUACCUUCUACGGCCAUGGCCAUGAUUUGCUUCAAGGCAGACUCAUGUAAAGCACUCACGAACAAGGGAGCGGCGGUGUUCCAAGUGAUCUCUGCUGAUGAGGCUAUGCCAAGGCAGAUCACGGAUGGAGGGGGCAUGAAUCAAGGGAAAGACAUUGCAGACAGCGAAUUGCUUGACUAUAUAUCAGAAUCAAUAACAUUGAGCACGUCUUUAGCUGAUUGUGGUGAGCAAAAGUCAUGUGCAGUUACCACAGCAAAACGCCUUCGGGAUUUUCUUGGGGAUGCAAUGGUUAAAGAUAAAGGCUUAUGUUGCCAGUAUAUAGUUGCAUGUGAGCCAAAGGGAACGCCAGUCACUGAGCGGGCUAUUCCUGUUGCAAUAUUCAAAACUAAUACUGAAAAUAUGAAGCUUUAUAUAAAGAAGUGGUGCAAAAUAUCAUCAGAUUCAAAGACCAGCAUCCGCUCUAUUGUUGAUUGGUCAUACUAUAAGCGCAGACUUUGUUCGAUGAUCCAAAAGAAAAUUACUAUUCCUGCUGCAAUGCAGAAGGUUGCGAAUCCUGUCCCGAGGGUGCCUCAUCCAAGUUGGCUACUUAAAAGGGUUAACGAAAAGGAAGAGAAGUUUCGUAGUCAUCAACAAGAACUGGAAGACAUGAAUGGUUCAAUGAGCAGAGAAAAUAAGAGUGCAGGUGCAGAUUUAGAGGACAUGGGGAAAGCUGGAAAAUCUUAUGUGAUUGCACCCAGGCCCAUUGUUCAUUCUCAUGGAGUGAACAAAAGGGUAAAAGACUUAGUUGACAAGAGUGGUUAAGUAAUGGUUGAGAGAACCUUACAAGUGAUCUCUUUAGACAGAUAAUAAUAUGAUUAUGUGACAAAGGGAAUGUAAUGUUCUUUUGUUUGGUUGAAACGCUAUUCAUAUUUACUACUCUAUGAAUUAGAAAUGAUCUCCCUAGUUUUGUGGGAAAUUAGACAUUUAAAGUGAUAAUUUUGGAUUAAUUGUACUUCGUAGAAAUUAGGCCCAUUAAAGCUUUGGGACGUAU